This is a messenger RNA of Fraxinus pennsylvanica, 1671 nucleotides long. Lineage: Eukaryota; Viridiplantae; Streptophyta; Magnoliopsida; Lamiales; Oleaceae. The record is from the annotation of a GenBank genome assembly.
AUGCAAUCCAAGACAUCUUCUUAUUUAGCAAACCUAUUGCAGUUUUGCAUAGACAACAAAAUCCACAAGGCUAGAAAAAUCUUGCAUGCCUACCUUCUUCGCACCAACCAGUUUUCGAACACUUUCCUCGUUAAUCGGCUGAUCGAGCUCUAUUCAAAAUGUGGGCACCCAACUUCCGCGCACCUCCUGUUCGACCAAUUGUCCGCAAGAAACAUAUACACUUACCACGCAGUUUUAGACGCCUAUUGCAAAUCAAAUGACAUAGACAAUGCGUAUGAAGUGUUUGCUCAAAUGCCUGAGAGGAAUAGUGUAACGUGGAAUUUAAUAAUUACCGCGUUAUCGCAUAAUGGUUUUGAAAAGAAGGCUUUGGAGAAUUUUUAUUUGAUGAUGAUGGGUGGUUUUGUGCCAACACGCUUUACGUUGGCAAGUGUUUUAAGCGCUUGUGGGGGUGUGAGUGACGUGGGGUGUGGGAAGGAGUGUCAUGGUGUUGCUAUCAAACUCGGGCUUGAGGGGAAUUUUUUUGUCGGCAAUGCUUUGUUGGGAAUGUAUGCCAAAUGCGGAUUUGUUUGGGAAGCGAUUGAGAUUUUUAAGGGCUUGCCAGAGCAUAAUGAGGUGACAUUUACUGCUAUGAUGAAGGGGCUAAUGGAAACAGACCGCAUCCACGAAGCAUUUGACAUGUUUAAGUUGAUGCAUAGAGUAGGGAUCAGUAUUGAUUCUGUGUCACUGUCAAGUGUUUUAGGUGUUUGUGCUAAAAGUAGUUUUGAAGAUUUUGUUGUAGUUAAUGACAAUGAUAGGAAUUGGUAUAAUGUACAUGGGAAGCAAAUACAUGGUCUUGUUAUUAAACUCGGAUUUGAAAGAGAUCUGCAAUUAAAUAAUUCACUGCUAGAUAUGUAUGCAAAACAUGGAGACAUGGAGUGUGCUGAAAUGUUAUUCGAUAAUAUGUCUGAAGUCAGUGUUGUUUCAUGGAAUGUUAUGAUAGGUGGGUUUGGCCAGAAAUACAGUAAGGAAAGAGCGUUGGAGUACAUGGAAAAGAUGAAGAACCAUGGAUUUGAGCCCAAUGAGGUUACAUAUGUCAAUUUACUUGCUGCGUGUGUGAAAAGUGAGGAUGUUGAAACUGGGCGUCAGAUGUUUGAUGAUAUGUCAUGCCCAAGUUUGAGCUCAUGGAAUGCUCUACUAUCAGGCUAUUCACAGAACGAGCACCAUAAGGAGGCAGUGAUGCUUUUUAGAGAAAUGCAGUUCAGAAAUGUCCAACCUGAUCGAACGACUUUUGCAAUUGUUCUCAGUUCAUGCGCACAAAUGGGGCUUUUGGAUGGUGGAAAGCAAGUUCAUGCUGCCUUAUUGAAAGAUGUGGCUUAUACUGAUUUAUAUGUUGCCAGUGGGCUCAUUGGUUUGUAUUCCAAGUGUAGUAAGAUAGAAAUGGCAAAACACGUUUUUGAUGAGCUGCCCCAGUAUGACGUUGCAUGUUGGAAUUCCAUGAUAGCUGGUUUAUCUCUCAAUUCAUUGGAAGCAGAAGCUUUUAUUUAUUUCAAGCAAAUGCUAGGAAAAGGGAUGUUGCCAACUGAAUUUUCUUUUGCUACUAAUGCAGGGACAACAAAUGUUUCCUUAGGUUGCCAAGACCAGCACUGUGAAUAUGUGAAAAUUCUAUUUUACAACAGGUACCUGGCAAAAUAG